GUUGGCAAGACCGUCAAAUCGAGAUCUCCGAAAACUAAAAGAAUGCGUGCACUUGCGGAUAGCAUAUCAUGAGAUGCUCUCUGGCACAAUGACACCUUUCAAAAGAAAUGAGUGCAUUACAUGGUAUUGCAAUGCCUGUUUUUCUUCUAAACAGCAUGUUUAUGAAAGGACUUCUCAUCAAGGUGGCAAUGAAUAAUUUGAAAAUUACUUAGUAAAAAGAAAAAGCUCAUAUAUAGUGGGCUUUUUAUUCAAUAAAAAUUAUUUUGAACCCUUUGGGAUGACAAUUCAUCAAAUAUCUUUGAAAGAAUGGCUUCAUCCGGGAGUUCCAUCAGUGAAGUUUCAGUCAAGGAAAGUCAGUUACGUUCAGACCAAAAGAGAUUAUCCUUGUGGAAUUGUCAUCGCUUUUGUCUCAAUGCAUUUAGACUGCCUCGAUUUAAAAAUGUCGAGGUUGAAAUCUUAUAUCAACGUUACUUUCUUCAUCUAAACCAAAGGAACUUAACUGCACUUCUUGGCAUUGUUUGUGCUGUUGGAGGUGUUAUGCUUGUGUUCAAUUAUGUACUGAGUGACCAUAGAUCUUUAACACAUGGAAUAACAUUUGGUGUGUUAGUGACAUUGUACUUGAUUAUGGCCAUUUUAAGUAUUCAGUCAUUUUUCAAUCAAAUUUAUUUGUUCAUAUUUUCCUACACCAUUAUGAUUUCAUUUUUCAUAACUGUAGUCCUAGUAGUCAUUGAUUCACCAGUGCCCAGUGCCAUGUCCAGUAUUUGGUGCACCGUAUUUUUUGUUUAUUUUGGUUAUACACUUCUUCCCGUGCGAAUGCCCGAAUGUCUCAUUUGUGGAAUCUUACUAUCAGUUGUACAGAUGAUUUCAUAUACAAUAGUCAAUGAUACAGAUCCUUUCAUCUGGAAGCAGUUAACAGCCAGCUUGCUAUUAUUUGUUGCGGUUAAUAUGGCUGGUAUAUUUUCUCAUUUCCCAAGCAAAACAUCUCAAAGACAAGCAUUUAUGGAAACUAGACAAUGUGUAGAAGCUCGAUUAAACAUUCAAAGAGAGAACCAACAGCAGGAACGUUUGCUUUUAUCAGUGUUGCCGAGGCAUGUAGCAAUGGAAAUGAAGGCAGAUAUUGCUAAAAAACCAGAAGAUACUAUGUUCCAUAAAAUAUACAUUCAAAGGCAUGAAAAUGUUAGCAUUUUAUUUGCAGACAUAUGUGGAUUUACUAGUCUCUCAUCCCAAUGCACUGCAGAAGAAGUGGUGAAAAUUCUGAAUGAGCUUUUUGCACGUUUUGACAAGCUGGCAGCUGAGAACCAUUGCUUAAGAAUAAAAUUAUUAGGAGACUGCUAUUACUGUGUUAGUGGACUUCCAGAACCACGUCCUGAUCAUGCACAGUGCUGUGUAGAAAUGGGGCUUGAUAUGAUAGAAGCUAUAGCUUUAGUUCGUGAAGUAACAGGAGUUGAUGUCAACAUGAGAGUUGGAAUCCAUACUGGAAGAGUCCAUUGUGGUGUGCUAGGUUUAAGAAAAUGGCAAUUUGAUGUAUGGUCAAAUGAUGUGACUUUAGCAAAUUACAUGGAAGCUGGUGGCAUUCCUGGGCAUGUGCAUAUUACAAAAGAGACACUGAAGUUCUUGAAUAAUGAAUAUGAAGUAGAUCCUGGCUAUGGUGGUCAACGACAUAAAUACUUGAGGGACCAUAACAUAGAAACGUUUCUGAUCGUUCCAGAUGAAAAAAAGAGAAUCAGUUCUGUUCGCCCCCCACAAUAUUCAGCUCCAAACAAUAUUUCUAAAGAAAUGAGGAUGAUGGGCCAUUCAAAACUUGAUAACAGUUACAAAAGACGAGAAUUCAAAAACCCUCAGGAUGAAGUCAAUGAUUAUUUGUCACGUGCUAUAGAUGCUCGCAGUAUAGAUAGGUUAAGAGAUGAGCAUUGCAGACCAUUUACUAAUACUUUCCAUAAAUCAGAAAUUGAAAGCAAAUACAUGAAAGAAGGAGAUAAAAUGUUAUCAACAUAUUUUACAUGUGCUGGCUUCAUGCAAUUAUUUAUUUUCAUUAUUCAGCUUGUUAUACUACCAAUAUACUGGUUGCAACUAAUGUUUCAGUUUUGUGCUGGUCUUACAUUGUUAUUUAUAAUUAUUACCAUUCAGGCUCCUAAAAGUUUGGUUGCAAAACAAAUGCUACCUUUAUCAUGUCUUCAAGCAAUAGAAAAGAUAACACAAAGUAGAUCCAAUAGCCAAAUUUUAGCAAUGAUAGUUUUGCUCAUCACAUUUACAAGUACAUUCAUUCCAUUGGCUGCUCUUGAUACAACAGAAACAAUGGAAUGCUGGUUAAGCUAUCAAAAUUUUACUCAGAAUUUUACAAUUCACCCAGAUGUAUGUUCAGAUACUAUUCUUGAUGGAUUUCCAUAUAAUAUUACAUUUUGUAUGAUGCUUGUGAUGUUGUCUUGUGCUGCAUUCCUUGUGCUAACUACCAUACAGAAACUUCUGACCUUAAUGCUCGCAUCACUAGUUUUUUGUGCUCUUGUUCUUCUAACCCAUGUAGAAUUAUUUGAUCUUUUUGACCUAGUACACAGCCCUGAUGGUAGUGGUGUACCAUCAAAAUAUUCUUUAACCAUACUGUUGCUACUUUUUGUGGGAGCUCUUGUUGCCCAUGGGCACCAAGCUGAAGCUACCUCUCGGCUGGAUUUUUUAUGGAAAUUGCAGGCAUUAGAAGAAAAAGAAGACAUGGAGCAUCUUCAAGCUUAUAACAGGAAACUGUUAGCUAACAUACUUCCUGCUCAUGUAGCUGAAUAUUUUUUAACUGCAGAUAGAAAGAAUGAGGAUUUAUAUCAUGAGCAGUGUGAGAGUGUGUGCAUUAUGUUUGCAUCAAUACCAAACUUCAGUGAAUUCUAUAUGGAAUUAGAGGCUAAUAAUGAAGGAGUUGAAUGCCUUCGACUUCUAAAUGAAAUUAUUGCUGAUUUUGAUGAGAUUUUAUCGGAAGAACAGUUCAGUUGCAUUGAGAAAAUCAAAACUACUGGGUACACAUAUAUGGCAGCAUCUGGUUUAACAGCCAGCACCGUUGAUUUGGUAAAUUAUACUCAUGUUACAAGAAUGGCCGACUUUGCUUUAAGACUAAAAGACCAGCUGGAUUAUGUUAAUGUACAUUCGUUUAACAAUUUCAAAAUAAGAGUAGGUUUGAAUGUUGGGCCAGUUGUCGCUGGUGUUAUAGGAGCCAAGAAACCUCAGUAUGAUAUUUGGGGCAAUGCUGUUAAUGUUGCCAGUAGAAUGGAUAGCACUGGUGAGCUGUCUAAAAUUCAGGUUACCCAUGAUGUAUAUUUGAUACUAAAAGAGCAUGGCUACCCUCUUGAAUGUCGUGGUUAUAUCAAAGUUAAAGGAAAAGGUGAAAUGUUGACUUAUUUUCUCACUGAUUAUAAAGAUAGCCAGUGUCCGAAAACUUCAACAGUUUAACGAGCAGACUUUUUACCCUGCAGUCUUCCCUAGGCAUGUGGAAACAUUAAAUCUGAAACUCACAAUCAUGUAUUUAUCACACUGUGAAUUGCUCAUUGAUUCUGUAAAUGAUAUUUACAUCUGUUAUACUCCAGUGGCUGGCAUACUAGUUAAUCAUCCUCGUUAUGUGAAACUGUCAGUGCAUGCAUUUAAUUUUGAAUAUCAGUAUUUUAGACAUAAACUCUGCAGCAGACACAUUUUAAUCAAAAAUUAACUGUAAUGUUUUUAUGUACUGUAUAUCAUUUGUCUUCAUUGAAUUAUGAUUUAUUGAGAAGAAUCUUGGGUAAUUUUCUAUUGGUCCAACAGCAGUCAAUACCAAACUUAAAUUUUUGGUGCAAAAUAUCACUUUUCUGUCAAUGUGUUAGUUGCCAAAAUAUACACUUGCAUGUCAGUCAUAGAAUCAGUAUGUCAUAUUGGCAUAUUUUUUGGCUCAUUUGUCUGUUAUUUUUUUGGUAACUUUUUCUAACAGAAAAGUUUGGCAUAUAAUUCCACUGCUGCCAUGCUAAGGGAAAAGUACUGAAUCUUGUUUUGGUCUUUUUUUUUUCCAUUUAUUCUAAAUCAUUUUUUAUGUAUCAGAAUUUUCAUGCCAUUCAAAAAUCAUUUAUUUAUUUAUUUCUAUUAAAUGUUCUCAGAUUUUUAAUUUUACCUGUAUUUCUUUUUCCUUUUUGUUUCAUUCGAGUUUCAAAACUUUUUCUGCCAA
Messenger RNA from Argiope bruennichi, 4165 nucleotides. Its product is annotated as adenylate cyclase type 5-like. Gene Ontology annotation, molecular function: adenylate cyclase activity. Gene Ontology annotation, biological process: cAMP biosynthetic process; adenylate cyclase-inhibiting G protein-coupled receptor signaling pathway; intracellular signal transduction. The record is from RefSeq and is a predicted model, not a curated record. Bases 307 to 3426 code for a protein of 1039 amino acids. NCBI's taxonomy places the organism in Eukaryota, Metazoa, Arthropoda, Arachnida, Araneae, Araneidae. The transcript has 18 exons. Gene Ontology annotation, cellular component: plasma membrane.